Molecule: messenger RNA, 793 nt
Organism: Adineta steineri
Lineage: Eukaryota; Metazoa; Rotifera; Eurotatoria; Adinetida; Adinetidae
Source: the annotation of a GenBank genome assembly
UUAUUUUCUAUUUCUAUAGCGUUUUCCUAUUCCUGAUAAUCGAGUUUUAUGGAAUACAAUAUUUCCUGAUUAUACACCAUAUGAAUAUACAACUGAAAAAAUUCAACGUAAUCCACGAGCAGAUCCAGCUGAUCCAUUGAAAAUAGAAAAAUUUAAUCAACUUGAUAAGAAAAUUGAUCGAAGAAGUUUUACUGGACAAUACUAUGUUGAUCCAAAAACAAAUCGACCACGAAAUCCAAAUGGAAGAACAGGAAUGACAGGUCGUGGUCGUCUAUAUUAUUGGGGUCCAAAUCAUGCUGGUGAUCCAGUUGUUACUCGUUGGCUUCGUGAUGAAAAUGGUUCAAUUGUUUAUCGUCGAAACAAUGCUCGUGAUUCUCUAAAACCGGUUCUUGAAUUCGUAGCUAUUCUUAGACAAGAUAGAAAACAAUGGGCUCUACCCGGAGGUAUGGUUGAUCCUGGAGAACAUAUAUCUGAAACAGUAAAACGUGAAUUUCAAGAAGAAGCAUUACGAGAUGGUGUUGAUAAAACUUGUAUAGAUCAAUUAUUUUCUAAUGGAGUUAAACUAUUUGAAUCUUAUGUUGACGAUCCAAGAAAUACAGAUAAUGCAUGGAUAGAAACUGUUGCUGUAAAUUUUCAUGAUGAAACAGGUCAAUUAACUAAACAACUUCAUUUAAAUGCGGGUGAUGAUGCGGAAAAGGUUGUCUGGCGUUCAAUUGAUAGAAACCUUGAAUUAUAUGCAUGUCAUAAAGAUAUUCUAGAAAUCGUUGUAGAUCGAUUUAAUGCAUAUUGGUAA